Molecule: messenger RNA, 1399 nt
Organism: Erythranthe guttata (spotted monkey flower)
Lineage: Eukaryota; Viridiplantae; Streptophyta; Magnoliopsida; Lamiales; Phrymaceae
Product: transcription regulator/ zinc ion binding protein
Biological process (GO): positive regulation of DNA-templated transcription; rescue of stalled cytosolic ribosome
Cellular component (GO): RQC-trigger complex; nucleus
Molecular function (GO): zinc ion binding
Source: RefSeq, a predicted model, not a curated record
CACACCCAAUUCAAGUGAGAGAAACAAACGUCUGUGUUUUCUAGAGAGAGAGAGAGAGAGAGAGAAUGGGGGUGGAAGCGUCGGGACAAUGGUUGGAGAAGGCGUUAAUGGAGCUGUGCAAGAAGAUAGAGACUGGUAUCCAAUUGGACGAUGAGAUCAUAUCUGGCCUCGUUUCCUACUGUGAAAUGGCCCCUCCUCUCGACGCUAAAGAAUAUCUCGAUAAUAUCAUCGGUGAAGAAGCCGGAAAAAGCGUAACGGAAGAGUACUUAAAACGGAGAGGCCACUCAAACACCACCACCAACGACACUCCAUCUUCAUCAAGUUUCCACACCUAUGUUAAAAAGCCAAACGAAGGUCCGGUCAUGACAACUAGCAAGAAGCCACAAAGAGCAUCAAAAGAGUCACCAAAUCAAGAAAAUCGAAAUAAAAACAACGAGAAGAAACAAACGGAACCCAGAAAGAAAAAAUCUGGGAAAGUGAUUUCUCUUGCAGAGGCAGCAAAAGGGUCAAUCGUGUUUCAAAAGGGGAAGCCGUGUACUUGCCAAGCUCGUAGGCACAGAUUGAUAAGCAACUGUUUGUCUUGCGGUAAGAUAGUUUGUGAGCAAGAGGGAGAGGGGCCGUGCAGUUUCUGUGGGGCCCUCGUGCUCAAGGAAGGGAGCACGUACGCUGGUUUGGAUGAAGGCGUUGUGCUGGUGACAGACGCGGAUGUGGCGGCUGAAGCGUAUGCGAAGAGGCUCGUUGAUUAUGAUCGUAAUUCAGCUGCUCGUACGACUGUUAUUGAUGACCAGAGUGAUUACUAUGAGAUUGAAUCCAAUACAUGGCUUUCGGCUGAGGAGAAAGAACUUCUGAGAAAGAAGAGAGACGAGUUGGAAGAAGCAGAACGGGCCAAGCGAAGUAAAGUAGUUAUUUCAUUUGAUCUUCUUGGCCGCAAGGUGCUUUUGAAUGAAGAUGAAGCUUCUGAAGAAAUGCAAAACAGAAUAUUACUAAGACGACCUGAAGAAAGAGAAGAAGUUCGAAUUAAACCAAAUCCGAAUCUUAAAAUCCAGCCAAUAUUCAUCGACACAAGUACUAGAAAAAACGUAAAGGACAAAAGCUUAAAUAAAGGCUUAAGCAGUGGCUUGUGUUUGGAGAUAAGUGGCCGAGUACAGCACGGCACCAAAGAAGUAGAUAUUUUGUGAUGAAAUGCCGACUUUUGGAAUUUUGAUAUAGAUUGUAUGGGGAUUGGUAUAAAGAAAAUUUAACGAACAAUACAAAGAAAUCUCAUCUUUGUUUGGAUAUAUGAAUAUUUGUUACUGUUAUUGUACCAUCUUAUGAUAUAUUGUAUCAAAAAUUUAAAUACAUUUGUUACUCUUGUUGGGAUGUUUUCAACUUCAGGAAAUUCUAAUUGAACUCUUUUAGC